Messenger RNA from Uncinocarpus reesii 1704, 1380 nucleotides. RefSeq names its product O-acetylhomoserine. Gene Ontology annotation, molecular function: pyridoxal phosphate binding; transferase activity, transferring alkyl or aryl (other than methyl) groups. The record is from RefSeq and is a predicted model, not a curated record. The coding region runs from base 1 to 1380 and encodes 459 amino acids. The transcript has 6 exons. Gene Ontology annotation, biological process: transsulfuration. Lineage: Eukaryota; Fungi; Ascomycota; Eurotiomycetes; Onygenales; Onygenaceae.
AUGUCUGCGCCUAGAUUCGAGACCCUUCAAUUGCACGCUGGCCAGGAACCUGACCCCACGACCAAUGCCAGAGCAGUUCCAAUCUAUGCCACAACUUCCUUUGUCUUCAAUGAUUCGGCUCAUGCCGCCAGGCUGUUCGGCCUCAAAGAGUUCGGCAAUAUCUACAGCCGUAUCAUGAACCCAACUGUCGAUGUCUUUGAAAAGCGUAUUGCGGCUCUCGAAGGGGGUGUUGCAGCCGUCGCAGCUUCAUCCGGACAGGCAGCCCAAUUCAUGGCCAUUGCCGCUCUAGCUCACCAGGGAGACAAUAUCGUUUCGACUACCAAUCUCUACGGUGGCACUUACAAUCAGUUCAAGGUUAUGUUCCCCCGCUUGGGCAUCCAGACCAAAUUCGUGCAGGGCGACAAGCCAGCCGAUAUUGAAGCCGCGAUUGAUGAUCGUACAAAGGCGGUUUAUAUUGAGACUAUCGGUAAUCCGCGCUACAAUGUUCCGGACCUCGAAGCUAUUGCCAAGGUUGCCCACGAGAAGGGUGUACCUUUGAUUGUUGACAACACUUUUGGCGCCGGCGGUUAUUUCUGCCAGCCCAUCAAGCACGGUGCGGACAUCGUCGUUCACAGUGCCACCAAGUGGAUUGGUGGCCACGGAACCACCAUUGCGGGCGUGAUCGUCGAUAGCGGCAAGUUCGACUGGGGCAAGCACGGAAAGAGAUUUCCCCAAUUCGUCGAGCCGGCCGAAGGGUACCAUGGCUUGAAGUUCUGGGAUACUUUUGGCCCCAUCACCUUUGCUAUUCGCGUGCGUGUCGAGAUUCUGAGAGAUCUGGGCGCUGCAUUGAACCCCUUCGGUGCUCAACAGAUUAUUCUUGGUCUGGAAACAUUGAGCUUGAGAGCUGAACGUCACGCUAGCAAUGCGCUCACCCUGGCUCACUGGCUAGAAAAGAACGAGAACGUUGCUUGGGUCUCAUACCCUGGCUUGAAGAGCCAUCCAAGCCAUGAAACCGCCAAGCAAUACCUUAAGCGUGGUUUCGGUGGUAUGUUAUCAUUCGGAGUCAAAGGUGGUGCAGCUGCAGGUAGUCAGGUUGUCGAUAAUUUCAAGUUGAUCUCCAACCUUGCCAAUGUCGGCGACUCCAAGACUCUUGCGGUUCACCCAUGGUCAACAACCCACGAACAGCUGAGUGAUGAUGAAAAACUAGCCUCUGGCGUGACGGAGGACGCGAUACGUCUCUCAGUCGGUACUGAACAUAUUGACGACAUUAUCGCCGAUUUUGAACAGUCAUUCGCCGUUAGCAGCGCCGCCGGUCCAGAUAAGAAAGCUCUCCCAGAUCGUACCACUGUCGAUCAGGGGGUCGUGGCUGAUCGUGAGCCAGGUUUGGAGAAUUCUGUUUAA